AUGGCGGCGAUGGAAGCCAUCGGCGUGCUAUGCGACAGACGUGACAUCUAUGACGAGGCCAUCAACUACUUCUACAAAGGCGGUGGUAACGGCGCAAUGCACAAAGCAGUUUACUACAUCCACAGCGGCAACUUGGGACAGUGGCAGGAAUCCGGCCGUGACCAGGGACAUAACACGUUGGGCAUUGCGUUGAUGGGUCCAAUCUGCGAAAUGGCCUGGAAUCAGGGCGACGAUUUGUAUGGUUAUUGGAACAGCCGGUUCUUGGCGGGCGCGGAAUACGUGGCCAAAUUCAAUUUGGGAUUCGGUGUCCCCUAUCAGCCCUAUAUGUGGGGCGUCGGUCAAAAUGGCCAAUGGUCGAUUCAGCCUCAAAUUUCUGAAGCCCAUAGAGGUCACACCCGUCCCGUGUGGGAGUUGGUUUAUGGUCACUAUACCGAUCGCAUGGGUAUGGCGGCGCCAUACACGGCUCAGUUUGUUGCACGAGUGCGGCCCGAAGGUGGUGCUUCUCCUUCCAAUCCUUCCAGCUUCGAUCAAUUCGGCUUUGGCACUCUGACUUUCACCCGCGAUCCAGUUGCGACACCAACAAAGCCGAGCUCGUUGAUGGCGGCCAAAAGGGCCGACAAAGUGGUUCUCUCCUGGUGGGGUGCUGCGGGUGCAACGAGCUACAAUGUGAAGCGCAGCACUAAAGUGGGUGGACCUUAUAUCACCAUUGGAGUGAGCGACAACUUCACUUAUACUGAUACAGACCUGGCGCCGGGCAAAUACUAUUAUGUGGUGACGGGCUUGGUGGAGUCGUACACGAAUGAAACAGCACCCUCCAACGAAGCUGAAGUCUCUACCGCUCCUGAGUUGUACAUAUACCUGAAAUUCGACGAGACGAGUGGUAUGACAGCGGCAGAUGCCACCGGUAGCGGGCACAUCGGCACGUUUGUCAACGGUGCUACGUUCGUAGCUGGCAAGAGCGGCAACGCUAUAUCACUCGACGGAAGGAACAGUUACGUGUCCUUGUCUGAGGACGUAGUCUUUGAUCUGACCGACUUCACCAUCUCAGCGUGGGUAUAUCUCAAUGAUAACACCCGUCAGUGGCCGCGUAUCUUCGAUUUCGGCGGGAAGACGGGCACUUAUAUGUUUCUCACGCCUAAGGGCCCUAAAGGUACUCUCCGCUUCACUGUUGCCACCGUCUAUACGUACAACGAGCAGGUGAUUGACGCUACUGCUGUGUUUCCCACACGUCAAUGGGUUCACAUUGCUGUGACGUUGUCAGAUAGAGUCGGCACGAUCUAUGUCAACGGAGUGGCCGUCGGCAGCAACCCCACGAUUGAUUUUCCGCCUUUUCAAUUGGGAGCCACACCGAAUAAUUGGAUCGGGCGAUCGCAAUUUGAUAACGAUCCCUAUCUCAACAGUACAGUGGAUGAUUUCCGCAUCUACAAGGGAUCAUUGAGUGCCAAUGAUGUGGCAGCUUUGGCCAAAGAAUGA
Molecule: messenger RNA, 1473 nt
Organism: Didymodactylos carnosus
Lineage: Eukaryota; Metazoa; Rotifera; Eurotatoria; Philodinida; Philodinidae
Source: the annotation of a GenBank genome assembly